AUGGCAGAAGAAGAAAUCAAGACUGUCGCUGAGAAAAUCCUCAAGCAGAAGAGCGCUUCUGAGAUUGUCAAAACCCCAGAGACAGUUCGAAAGAUUUCAAGAGAAGAAGUUGAGGACGUUUUCAAGAGUUUGAAGAGGCAAAACUCGCAGCCAGAGAAACAGCCAUUGGUCGAUCAAGUUAUUGAUAACAUUGUGGACGAUAUUGUCAAAGAAAAAUCGAAAACUGAGGAUGAAGACUUUGAUAUUUUAGACUUGGACGAAAUUAAAGCUGCGACGGAAGCAUCUCAAAAAAUCGAAGAAAACUUGCCAACAAAAUCUCCUUCUCCAGUCCUUGUUCAAGCUCCGAAGAACAUGGAGGAUUCUGGAAUAAAUUUACCUGACAUCGUUCCUCAAGAGCUUCCGAAAGAACCUCCACAGCAAGAAGAUCUUCCAAUGGAGGAUUCUGGUAUUGGAUUCACCGAAUCUACUGAAAAUGUUAAAGAGAGCAUCUCAGAGCGUCCACCUUCACCGAAGUCUGAAGAAAUCGCAAUGCUGGAAGGAAAGAUCGCCCAGCUGGAUGAAUCCGUUGAACUAAAAGAUGAGCUGACAGAUUCAUCGCUCGAUCUUUAUGGCAACUUCGAUAUGAUGGCCUCGCCGACUGUAAAAUCGCCCGUACCUGCCGUCGACUACGACCUAUUCGGCUCGAUCUCUCCGCCGGCAGGUUUAACCGCAGAAACCAUGGCACAGCCGCGUAAAUCGGUGGCGUUCAGCGAUCACGUGCAGGAGAAAACGAUCUCACCCGCGCCUUCUAUGAGCUCACCUGAGAUAAUCGACGCUGAAGAUUACUUUCUCAAGUCAGGAGAUGAAAAAGCGAGACUGGAAGCGGAACUCGAUGAGCUCAUGGAUGGAUUUACGGAAGAAAUCGAGAAGAGGGAAAGGAUGCCUGAUCAGAGAGAUCUUUUAGGAAACUUCAAGAUCGACUCUCCAGAAGCCCAAGAAAUCGACUCAUCCGAUUCUGCGAAAGAAUACUUUCCUGUUGAGCUGUCAAAGAACCAAGUUUCAUCACCUGUUGAAAAAACAGAAGCUGACGAAAGGAAAGCGAUAGAUACAGAAUGCGAUUUGGAAGCGGUUUCCAAAUUAGAAGAGCCCUCCCAGAGCAUUUCCCACGAUGCAGAUGUAAUUAAUACAGAUCCACUUGCGAGCUCGUUAUCUGAAGAAGCCGAGAGUGAGAAAGUGACGCCGGCCGAAAUUGAAGAGAAGCUCGAUGGUUCUGAGAAAGAGAUAGAAACCAUGCCAAGUGAAAUUAUUGAGGACACUCACGAAACUGUGGUUGAAUCUUCAGUCGAAAAAUCUGCUAAUGACGAAGUUAAAAACGAAAAUAAAGAACAAGAGAACCAAAAAGAGAUUCCAUUGGAUACUCAAGAAGAAGUUGGCCUUGCCGAACAACCAGAGCUCAUGGAACCCACAGCUGAUAGAAAUGCACAAGAAGAAAUUUCCGUGAAAGAGUCAGAAAAUGCUGAGCCUGCGCCUUUGGCUGAAGAAGGUGAAAUGCUAGAGAACGACCAUCAGCCACAAGUAGCCGUUGUUGAAGAACAAUCUGUCGGAAAUAGUGAUGAAAAACCUGUCGAAACCGAAGAAAAAUCUGAGCCUCGAGAAGAUCAAACUUUGGAAGCUCAAGAAUCUGUUUGUAAGGUGGAUUGGACCGAAGAAAAAGUUAAAACUGAAAAAACUGUAAACGAAACUGCUGAAAUUCCAGAGCAAUCAGAGGAUUUAUCACCUGAAGCUAUUGAGCUCCAACCUGACUCACCUCAUCUGCAGGAGUCAUUAGAAGACACAGUAUCUCCAGCAGCGGCGGCAGAUGAUAUUACCGUAGCUUCAGAUCGAUCGGCGGCAGAAAUUGAAUCUUUUGCGGCUUUGACAGUUAGUGAGAUCAUACAGUCUGCGCAGAAAGAAGCCAAAUCUUAUCAUGAGGCUGAUGAAAGCGAAAUUCGCGAAAAAUGUGAUGAUCCCGUCGCAAUCAACGAAGAGGCACCUGCUCAGGUUCACGACUCAGAGAAAGAAACUAACCGUGAAAACAUGGAAGACUCGACACCAGAAAUUUCCCCAGAAAAUGUCACGGAGAAUGAAAUCAAGGAAGAGAAACAAAGAGAAAAGUUCGACGUCCCUCCAAAAUUCAAAGAAAUUCCAUUUGAGCCAGUAAAAGAAAAUGAAAUCGAAGUUGUCUUGAAAAAGGAAGGCGAAAAAGAAUUGCCUGAAUUCGUUGUCGAAAAGGAUGAGCCAAAACUGGAAGAACUGAAAUCUUCUGAAGCAGUUUCUUUUGGAGAAAACCAGAAGAUCAGAUCUGAGAAAGUUCUGAGCUUCGCAAGCUACAGAAGCGAAAGUACUGAAGUGCAGCAGACUGUUAUCACCACCCCUGCAGAGGCCGAUCCAGUCGUUUCCUCAAAAGAGGAAGAAAUAAACUUAGAAGAAAAUUUGCAAGAGAUCCCCAAAGAAACAAAAGAGAUGAGCUCGCAAGGCUCGAUUCAGCAGCUCGUCAGCUCUUCUGGCGAUUUUGACGAAGAAAAUGCAUCAGAAACCGCAAUUGACAUACAGGUUACAAAUGACGCAAAAGAGGAUGAACUUUCGGAUGCUGAAACGACGUCUCAAUCGACCAUAAAAGCAAGUCCUUCAAUGACAACUAUGGACUCUGUUGACGUGUCUGGGUCGUACGACCCUGAUUCAAGCAAUACUAACGCCGUUUCUGACAGAUUCAGUGUUUACUGUGAGCCUGACGAGGUCAUUUCGGAAUCGAAAGAACUUCAGAUGGAGGUUUCUACGACAGAAAUCGAGGUUACAACUGAAACAACGAUCACAGAAAUGAAGCGUUCCGAGUCAAGUGAUACUCUUCGAUUCACAGAAGAACACACUUCUAUCAGCGCAACUGUUCACAGCUCCUCAACAGUUGGCGACGAGGGCAAGGUUGACGAGCCUGUUUCAGUCAGCGCUGACGCCCCCGCGGCGCCGGAAAUGAGUGAAAAUAAAGAGAAACAAAGCGGUGGCCAAUGGAAUUCCGGCUGGGAAGGUUGGGAAGACGAUGAGUGGAAAGAACCAGUCAAGGUCGAAUUCAAACAGCAGAACAUCCAGGAGAGUUCCAUUGCCGGAACACAAAGCGCAGAAGAUAAUGAACAAGGAGUGAAUGUUUCUGGAAAUAUCAGUACUGAUACAGAAGCUGGCUAUGAAACAGCCACUUCUGGUGGCGAAUAUGACACGGCUGUGGAGGAUAAUAAUACUUCUACUGAUGCGUUUUAUUCUUGCACGGAAGGAACUGAUGUCGAAGACAAUCGAGCUGAAACUCCAACGAAUGCGGAUGUGCCUCACGUGGGAAACAUUCCCCAUUUUGGCGAGUUCAGUUUCGCCUCCUCGCAAACUGUUCAGGAGAUUUCUUCACAGGAAUUCGCAAGUUCCCAAGAUAGCGUUUUACAGUCUCAAGAACAAGAUCCACCAGAAGAUGGUGCGAACCUGAACGAGUUCAAUUUCCGCGAUGGUUGCACGAUCGUGGAGACUGUUGCUAAAAAGGACACCGUAGAAGUGUUCGAUCCUCAAGAAGGACGAUGGUACGAGGCGCAGAUGGAUCUGUCCAAGAUCGAAGAAAUCUCUCCUCCUCUUUCUAACUCUCCUCUUUCUUCUCCUAAACCUCUUCUCAGAGAGACUGUCUCUAGUCCAGUCUUGAUCAGUAAAGGGGAAUCGACUUCAGAUUUAAUUCAGGAGCAGAUUUCUGAGGAACAAGUUGAAGAAGAACAGCAGCAGAAAACUCCAUCCCCAGAACCUCUACCCAUAAUUGAACCCGAACCCGAACCGCAAGCAGAGCCAGAGCCAGAAACAGAGCAAGUUCAGCAAGAAGCUGUGCCAGAAGCCCAGGAACCCGAGAAACCAGUAGAACCAGAACCUCAAAAAGAAGUUACCCCAGAGCCCGAGCAAGAAAAUGUUGACCCUCUUCCUGAAAACGUCAAGCUUUUGGAAGACAAGGAAGAAAUCAUCAUUGCCGAAAAAGUACUCGACACAGAAUCAUUGAAGAUUGAUGUCAACUCUGUCACUGCAAGUGUGACAACUUCGUACGAGAUAAUUGAUGUCAAGAAAGUCAUCGUUGACAUGCCUGUCGCUACUCCUUCGCCGAUUCAGCAAAUUGAGGAAGAAGCCAAACCUUCAACUUCUGAAAGCUCUGCAUCUGAGGAAUCAGAGGCCGAGUCAGUCAAGGCCAAGUCUGCCUCUCCUGAACCCGUUAGCAUCACAGUUUCCUCCAAAUCCUCUGAAAUCAACGAAGAGUCAACAAUGGUCGUUUUGAAUGUCGAAACUCGAAAAUCAACGGGCGAGCUGCGCUUCACCGACACGCCAACUACUGUCACUUCCGAGGCGGAAUCAACUUCCGGAAAGGUGGAGCAGAUUGCUGACGAAGCAGAACAAAUCAUUGUCGCUGAGAAAAUCAAAGAUACUGUCACUGAGCAAAUCGUUCAAUCAAGCCAAAGCGAUGAUAAAACCACCGAAACGAUCGAAGAAGAGGCUCGAGCGGCUUCGCAGUGGUGCCAGGAGAUGCUCGACGACUUCGGCGUCAACGAAUUGACUUGGACUAAGAGCAAAGCUGAGGAAGAUCUAGAGAGCUUGAACAAGGCUUACAAGACGCUUGAUGAGUUCAAUACAGGAGACGAUUCCAUCAGCGAAGCCACGAAGCGAUGUCGAGAUGCGCUCGAAGAAGCAAUUCAAAAACUCAAUGAAUUGGUUGAGGAUUUGAAUCUAUCCAUCGAUUAUGAGCAAAAGCUCAAAUUCCUCAGCGAUUGGCUCGAAAAAGUGGAAAACCAGGUGUCAAACGAACCCUUCAACGUGACUGUGAAAGACCAGCUGGAGAAAAACAUUGAAAAGUACGAGAAGUUGAACGAAGUGAUUACUCAGAAAGAAGUGCUCGUCUCAGAAGUUAUUCAGCAUGGCGAGGAAUUAGCUGACCGAGCCAAAACCAAACAGGAAAGUUACAGAGCAGGUGUCUCCAGCCUCGACGCAGAGUGGAAGCGAGUCACGAAGAUGGUCGAUGAGCGCAAACACAAACUGUCCGAGUGGUCAGUAUCGUUGCACAAAUACGAGGAAGUUUACGUUGGCACAGUCAGAUCCUGCGAGGAUCUAUCGCAUGAGGUAUCGAAGCUCGAAGAAUCUGUUUUGGAAGAAGUCGAAUUCGCCGAAAUUAUGAGCAGCAUCGAAAUUCUGAAAGAACAAAUAGAGAACGUCAAAGCUGAAGCCGAAGCGAUCAUCGAAGAUUUCGAAAAAACCGACAAUGGAACGGACAAAGGCCAAUUCCUCGAACUUGUCAACUCUGUUCCUGAGAAUCUCAAAGCAGAUUGUAAAGACUUGGAUAAGCGACUUCAGCAAAUCAAGACCAACCAAGAACUGUCCAUCAAACUAGCAGAGAAAGGAAAGACUGUAAUCGACUUUGUGGAGAAAGCAAAUGCCGUCUUAGACUCUGAUCGGCUACCAGUAAAUCCAAAUGAAUUAGAGGAGCAAUUAGACAUGUACGACCGGCUCGAUGCUGAACUGGAGGAUUUGGAAGUAGUAGUCAAGAUGAUCUCCGAUUGGUCUGUAGAAAUCCAGAAAGGGCCUAACCCGAGUAAAAAUGUGGACGACAUGGAAUCGCUCUUAUCCGAUCAAAUGAGCAAGACUAAGCGAUCGAUUGAGAACAAAGCGCAUAUCUUCAAAAACCUUGUGGACAAUUGGAAAGAGCUCGAAGAUGCAUUCGCCCUUGUAGAAGAGCGCAGCAACAGGAUCAAGAGUGCACUUGAAGAGUCUGACGCGGAUACAGUAAAACUAGCAGAGCUUAUCGACGAGGCUGACAUCAACAAAGAGCUCAACUCGAUUCAAGAGAUGAUUAACGUCUUCCUAGACGGCAAUAUCAUGAGCGAGUAUCUUGAAGAGAAAGGACAGGGGAUUUCCAGUAACAUCAACUCUCAAAUUGCAGAAGCUCAAAGAAAGAUCAGAGCCAGCACAGAGGAUGAAAAGAGCGAAGAGAUUGAGCAAUGGGUAGAGAGCAGUUCUCAAAUGGUCCACAAAGCAGAAUCACUUGGAGAGCUUCAAACCAUCCACGAAAAAAUCCAGCAAUUUGCAAAUGAUAUUGACCAGAACAACAGUGUUCAAGAGAAACUUAUUGCACUGGACGAUCUCGUCCGUGAUCGAGUCAAGUCACUUUCAGAGACUAAAGAUGUUGACGAGCAGACGCAAAAGGUCAAGACAGAUCUUCAAACCCACAUUUCUCUUCUUGAGAAAAUGGAGAGUUCGGGAGAAACCGCAGUGGAUAAACCCGCAGAGUUCCAGAUUGCCUUGAAUGCGAUCGAUUCCUUGGAAGAAAAAUACAAAGAUCUUCCAGAGUUCACUUCACUCAAAGAAAAGAUCGAAGUUCUUCGUCUUCCAGAAGGCACGAAUGACCGAACCUCAUCAGUCGAAGCUAAACUUUCCGAUUCCGAAGCGCAACUAGCCACCACAGAAGUGAAAGCAGUCUCCCUCAGUGGUACGACAAUCGAAGAAGCGAAAGCUGCGGUUACUCAGGUUUACACUGAUCUUGUGACGGUCAAAAACGAUCUGGAGCAGUUGAUCUCAACCAAACGAAAGCUCAAUGAGCAUGGAUUUAUCGAUAAAGACACCGACUUCUCCUUGUCAUUAGUGGCACUUAGAGAGCGAUUCAAUAAUAUCGGAAAACGAAUCACGGAUUCUAAAGUGGCCCUUUCAAAAUCGGCACGACGAGUUCAAAAGCUCAAGCGCGCGGUCGAAGAUACUGAUCAGUGGGCUCAUGAGGUGCUUGCCCAGUCGGUCGAACAGUACCCGAUGACUGACAGAUUAAGGAUGGCAAGUGACGCUGAGAUCCGAAAACGAGAAGUUCUCGAAGCCACUGAAGAUUGUGUCAAUAAACUCCAAGCGAAUCUCGGCGCUGAUUGCUCUCAACUUGUUGCAGAUGUUCACCAAGGCUUGGACUCGACCGAGACUCUCGUCAAGGCUCUCCGAAAUGAAGAAAUCCAGUCUGAUGCAUCAUCGGAAAUUGGUGAGAGCAAGGAUGACAUCAAAGGAAUCAACAUCAUGCUUUCGAAGAUCGAGAUUGAGCUUGAAGAUUCGACCCUUGGAGUAAGCAAUCCUAAGUACAUCACUAGACAAGCAGAGAUUCUCUCCGUCCAACGAGAAAAGCUCGACGAGGUCAAAGCUUAUCUCGAAACUGAAAACGACGAAGACAAUCCUAAUCUCCGCACUAUCGCGUCAACCAAAUACAAGGCCCUCGAGGAAACUUAUGCCGAGAAGAAAAACGCGUUCGAUGCAGUUGCAGAGAUUUGGAGUGGAUUUGAGAAAGAGUGCAAUACUUUGCUUGAAGACUUGCGACCAGAGAACAUCUCGCACGACGUGGUGGUGGACGCUGCUGAUCGUCUCAAGGCGCUCAAAUUCAAAGUCAACUCGGCGAAAGAACCAGCCACCAGUCCGAGAAAAGGCGACUCAAAAGCGCAGGAGAUGCUUGAAAAGGCCCAGAAUUUGAUCGACAACUUUGAAGAUCAGAAAAUCAUGAAGAUCGAACAGACUGACGAGCAGAAAUCCGAAGAAGUUACGAGAACAUACGAGAGCGUACAACAGUUUGCGAAGAGCUCAGUUAUGGUUUAUGGAUGCCAAGCUUCUAUCAACACUGUGGAGCAGCAAAUAGAAUCAUUCGAAAAAUGCCUCCUUGACGAGAGCGCUUCUGAGGAAGAUGAAGAAAAGAUGCAAAAGAUCCACUCUUUGAUCCAAAAGAAAAAGACAGACGUUCAGAUCGUCAAGGAAACUUCCAAAACCAUCAAAGAGGUUCAAAGCCAAUUGGUUGUCGAGCUCGAAACUGCUCACCAGACCUUCAUUACUCUUGAGAAUAGAUCUACCAAUACUACUGAGGAAAGCCAUGAUCUUCUUGAGCAAUAUGAGAAACUAAAUUCUUCCAUGUUCGAAAUUGAGUCCAAGCAAUCUCAAAUACGCCACGAAGUCAACGAAGCGAACGACACAUACGGCUUUAACUUCGAAAUCAAGGAAGAUAUUCUCUGCGAAUCUGUCGUCAUGAAACUACGACAAGACUUGAGCGAUGCGCAGCGGGUGACCGUCGAAAAAUGGAGGCGCAGCGUGUGA
Molecule: messenger RNA, 8118 nt
Organism: Oikopleura dioica
Lineage: Eukaryota; Metazoa; Chordata; Appendicularia; Copelata; Oikopleuridae
Source: the annotation of a GenBank genome assembly